Messenger RNA from Cajanus cajan (pigeon pea), 729 nucleotides. The record is from RefSeq and is a predicted model, not a curated record. Lineage: Eukaryota; Viridiplantae; Streptophyta; Magnoliopsida; Fabales; Fabaceae.
GAAAGGAUGAGGUUGAAACCUUAGUUGUGUCCGUAUGUUUGAGUCACGACCUUCGAUGAGGUUUGCAUGGGUUGUUCCAUUUUCCAUCUUUCCGAUCAUCGCAAGAGAAAGGAACCAACCAUUGCCAAGCUUCUCUUCUCCUCCUCCUUCUCGCGGUGGAGCAGGAGGUGGUAGAAAAUGUCUUCCCAUGGCGCUGCCACCACGCCACCCUUGAACGUCACCAUGGUCGCCGUUGACAAAGACAAGAACAGUGUCCACGCCUUCAAAUGGACCACUAAACAUAUCGACAACCCCAUCAUCAUUGCGGUCCAUGUCAAGCACAAAAACCUUCCUCAUCAGGGCACCAAUGUUUUUCCUCCCGAAGAAGAGGAUAUAGCCCAUGUUUUCAACCCCUUGCGUCAACUGUGUCAGCCCAACGUCGUUAAGUUGAAAGAAGCCGUAAUCGAUGAUAGUGAUAUUGUAAGAGGAAUUGUGGAAUAUGCACAAAGAAAUCGUGUCAGUACUAUAGUGGUUGGUGCACCCUGCACGAGCAAGAAUACUUUGGCAAGGACUCUGAACCUGAGGAGCGGAAUUUCAGCAACUGCUAUAUACUCUGCUUCUGCUGUUGAUUGUGCAACUGUUGCUUACUUCUUUGACGCCCAAGAGAAAAAUCCAGAUCCUAGUGAGAAGGCAUAUCUUGAUGUACUCUUCAUGUCGUCUAUUGAUCCUGCCCAAUCACUGUCGAUAUAG